AUGUGUGAAAUUUUUUUGUUUUUUUUUUGUGAAAAAAUAAUGAAUGAAAAUGAUAAUAGUAAAUUGUUUUUUUUAAUUUGGAGAAAUAUUUUUUUAAAAAAAAAAAUUAUUAAAUUUAUUCAAAUAAUUAAAAUACAUUAUUUUACAAAAACUAUAACAUAUUAUGAAAAAAUGAUGAAAUUAUUUAACCAAAUUAAUUAUUUACCAAAUAAUAUUAAUGAAUUAUUAAUUAGAAAUGAUAGUGAGAGAUUUUAUAUCGAUAAUCAAUUAGAGUUACAAUCAAUGUUUACAAAUGGUUUAAUUAAAAUACCAAAUUCAAUAACAAGUUUAAAAUUUGAUAAUUUAUUUCAAUUUAAAAUCAAUAAAUUACCAAAUGGUUUGAAAAUUUUAGAUUGGGGUAAAAAAAAUUUAAAUGAGAUUACAAUUGGUUUAUUACCAAUGGGAUUGGAGGAACUACAUCAUAAUGGAUGUUCAGAGUUAAAAGUUGGUAGUUUACCAUCAACUUUGAAAAGACUUUAUUUAGGUAGUGGUGGUAGAGUUAAUAUUUCAGAACCAACUGGUGAUUUAUUUCUAUUAUCAAAUACAAUCUCAUUGGAGGUAUUAUUAAUUAAUAAACAAUUUAAUUCGCCAUUAAGCAAUACCGAUGGCAAUGGCUGUUUACCAAAAUCUCUAACGAAAUUAUCAUUUCAUGAUGAUGGGUAUUUCGAUCAAGAAUUUAAAGUUGGCGAUUUACCAUCGAGUAUUACAGAAUUAACAUUACCUGAAUGUUUUUCAAAACCAAUUGGAUUAAAACAAUUACCAUCUUCAUUGAAAUCUUUAAAAUUUACAAAGUCAUGUGAAUGGCAUACAUUUAAACAAUCAAUUGAACCAAAUGUAUUACCAAAUUCAUUAACUUUACUAAGAAUGAACCCAGCUUUUAAUUUACCUUUAAAAGUUGGUUCAAUUCCAUCAUCUUUAAAUAAAUUAGUUUUUAAAAAUAUUUUUAAUCAAAAACUUUUAGAUGACAACACUGGUGAACCAUUGAUUCCAGAUAGUGUUAAAAUUUUAAAAUUUGAUUUUCUUUGGAACCAAAAAUUAUCAGUUGGUGUAUUUUCAAAAAAUUUAGUUAAACUUUAUUUUGUAGUUGGUCAUUUGGAUUCAAAUUAUAAUAGAGAAUCAACACAAAUCAUUGAACCAGGUGUGCUACCAAGUAGUUUAAAAACAUUAAGACUUUCACCAAAAUUUAUUAUUAAAGAAGGUUCAAUUUCAUUUGGUUUAAAAUCAUUUCAUAGUUUUAGUACUCAACAAUUACAAUAUUUACCAUCAUCAGUUGAAAAAUUAAAAUUUGUUGAACAUUUCAAUGAUAUAGUUUACCAAGACCAAUUACCACCAAAUUUAACAAAUUUAUCAUUUGGUAAAAAUUUUUCAAAACCUUUGAUUAUAACUGAUGAUGAUUGUUGUAAAAAAUUAAAAAAAGUUGAAUUUAAUGGAAUGCUUUCAAAUGAUUUAUUAUUACCAUCAACUGUUGAAAUUUUAUUAAUUGAUAAUAUUAGUGGUGAUUUUUCAACAUCUUUAACAAAUUCAAUCGAUAGUUCUUUAUUAAUUGAAAGACAAAAAGAAUAUAUUCAAGCUUUAUAUCCUCGAAAAUCAAGUAUUUUAUAUAGAAAACCAAUUAUAAUUUUACCAAAUAAUUUAAAAUCAUUAUAUUUUGGUGUUUCUUUUAAUAAGAUAUUAAAAAAAGAUUACUUUCCACAAUCUUUAACUCUUUUAGAGUUGGGUGGAAAAUAUACUCAAAAAAUAUAUUCUCAAUCAUUACCAGAUUCAAUUAAAUUUUUAAUUAUUCGUGGUUUACCAACUUUUGAAAAGAAUUAUCCUCCAUUAUUACAAGAAAAUAAAAAUAAAAAUAAAAAUAAAAAUAAAAAUAAAAAUAAAAAUGAAAAUGAAAAUGAAAAUGAAAAUAAAAAUAAAAAUGAAAAUGAAAAUGAAAAUGAAAAUGAAAAUGAAAAUGAAAAUGAAAAUGAAAAUGAAAAUAAAAAUCAAAAUGAAAAUGAAAAUGAAAAUGAAAACGAAAAAGAAAAGGGAGAACAACAAGAACAAAAAGAAAAAGAGUUAUUAAUAUUUACUCAUAGUACAAAUUACCAAUUUUUUGAAAACAAUGAAAAAACCCUUUUAAAACACCCAAAUUAUUUAGAAAUGAUUAGAAUUUUUUCAGAUAAUAAUUUAAAAAGGACUGAAAUUUAUGAAAACGAUAUUUACCCCUACCACAUUUUUCCAAUAGUUGAUAAAAAAUUAUUUAAAAAAAUUUCAACCACACAAUAA
This is a messenger RNA of Dictyostelium discoideum AX4, 2298 nucleotides long. RefSeq lists its product as hypothetical. The transcript has 3 exons. The coding region runs from base 1 to 2298 and encodes 765 amino acids. The record is from RefSeq and is a predicted model, not a curated record. Gene Ontology annotation, molecular function: quinone binding; copper ion binding; primary methylamine oxidase activity. NCBI's taxonomy places the organism in Eukaryota, Evosea, Eumycetozoa, Dictyosteliales, Dictyosteliaceae. Gene Ontology annotation, biological process: amine metabolic process.